AUGACGUGGGAGGAAGUUGGCGACGCCCGCCUCGAGGUUAUGCUUGCAGUAGAUGCUCUUCUUGAGCUGGACGAGAUGUACCUUGAAGAGUUCGGUAGUGCCGUGAAGGCAGGCGAUUUGGCCGAAGUGGUCAUUGUACGACCGGACGAGGAGAUACACCCGUCAUCGCUUCUAAAUGAAGCUGUCUUGGAGGACACCAAGAGAGUGCUGAACUCACGAAGUGAAUCGUCGAUCCUACGGAAUCUUUUGGAUCCGUACUAUCCAUUGGUAACGGAAUCUCAAGACGUAGUCUCCAAAGACCCGUCUUCGGUCCUACCUCCGGACCGAGGUGUGUGUCAUGAGAUCGACCUGGUUCCUGGAACCAAAUAA
Molecule: messenger RNA, 369 nt
Organism: Plasmopara halstedii
Lineage: Eukaryota; Oomycota; Peronosporomycetes; Peronosporales; Peronosporaceae
Product: reverse transcriptase
Exons: 1
Coding region: 1-369 (122 amino acids)
Source: RefSeq, a predicted model, not a curated record